GAUCAGGAUCAGACUAUAACUCCUGCUUGGAAUCCCCCACUCCUCUCCCAAUCGUCAGGAAAAAUGUUUGAGAGUGAGAUAUUGGAGAAUGGUUUUAUGGAAGGAGAUAAGGAACAUUCUAAUUCUUCAUUUGCUGAGAUAAAAAUGUUCAUUUUAUUCCUUGGCAUGAGUUGAUGAGCCCUAUUAGAAGAGAAGUGUCUGGCCAUAAAGUUAAUUGUUCGCAGUUUAAUUGUGUUGAUCCAGGGAAACCUGCAUCACUAACAUGGCAGCGGAGGUUAGACAACAAGGGAAAUAGCCUGUCUUCAUUCAGUCUAAGUUUGAAAGAGAUGAUUCAUAUGGCUCCAAUAGGUGUCCGCUUAUGGCGUUAUAUUCGAGAAGAAACUGCUAAAGGAAAGGGGAUUAUUAUUAACCCAUUUGUUAGGCGCCCUGUAACCUCUUGUCAUGGCGUUCCCCUUGGUGGUAUUGGAGCAGGAAGCAUUGGAAGAAGUUUUAGAGGUGAAUUUCAGCGCUGGCAACUAUUCCCCAGAAUAUGUGAAGAGAAACCAGUUUUAGCUAAUCAAUUUUCUGUUUUUGUCUCUCGUUCAAAUGGUGAAAAAUAUUCUACUGUAUUAAGCCCGAGGAGCCCAGAGUUGCUUAAAGAAAAUGAAGUUUCAGGGAUCGAAUCUUGGGACUGGAAUCUGAAUGGACAUAAUUCCACAUAUCAUGCUUUGUUCCCAAGGGCUUGGACUGUUUAUGAGGGUGAGCCUGACCCAGAUCUAAAAAUAGUUUGUCGUCAAAUUUCACCAUUUAUUCCUCAUAACUACAAGGAGAGCAGUUUCCCUGUAUCAGUUUUUACAUUCUCGCUGCAUAAUACUGGAAAGACUACUGCAGAUGUCACAUUGCUUUUUACAUGGGCAAAUUCUGUUGGAGGGCUUUCUGAAUUUUCUGGUCAGCACACCAAUUCAAAAAUGACGAUGAGGGAUGGAGUGCGCGGUGUACUUCUACAUCACAAGACUGCAAAUGGACUGCCUCCUGUGACUUUUGCAGUGGCAACGAGAGAGAUUGAUGGUAUUCAGGUGUCAGAGUGCCCUUGCUUUGUGAUUUCUGGUAAUUCCACUGGUGUGACAGCAAAAGAAAUGUGGCAUCAGAUAAAAGAGCAUGGAUCCUUUGAUGGCCUCAAUUCUGCUGAAACACUGGUAACCUCAGAGCCAGGAUUAUCUAUUGGAGCAGCAGUUGCUGCUUCUGUGACAAUCCCAUCAGAAGCAGUGCGUACUGUUACAUUCUCAUUGGCAUGGGAUUGCCCUGAAGUAAGAUUUACAAGUGGGAAGACUUAUUACAGGCGUUACACUAAAUUUUAUGGCAUUCAUGGGAAUGCUGCUGCUGAUAUUGCACAUGAUGCUAUCCUGGAGCAUGGAAAAUGGGAGUCCGAAAUUGAAGCAUGGCAAAGACCUAUUCUUCAGGACAAGAGGCUUCCUGAAUGGUACCCAAUAACUCUCUUCAAUGAACUCUACUAUCUUAAUUCAGGAGGGACAGUUUGGACAGAUGGAUCACCUCCACUACAUAGUCUAGCUAGCAUUGUGGGAAGUAAGUUUUCUCUCGAUCGAUCCUCCUUGGGUUUGAAGAGCAUUGUUGAUGUAUCCCAUCAAAAUGAUACUGCAACUGACAUUCUUGGAAGGAUGAUUACAAAACUUGAGCAAAUACACACUCCAGUUGCAUCCAACUCAGCAUUUGGGACAAAUUUGCUCCAAAAGGGAGAUGAAAACAUUGGUCAAUUCCUUUACCUUGAAGGAAUUGAAUAUCACAUGUGGAAUACCUAUGAUGUCCAUUUUUACUCAUCUUUUGCGCUAGUCAGUUUAUUUCCAAAACUUGAACUCAGUAUUCAAAGAGAUUUUGCAGCAGCCGUAAUGAUGCAUGAUCCCAGCAAGAUAAAACUUCUUCAUGAUGGAAAAUGGGUUCCAAGAAAGGUUCUUGGAGCUGUCCCUCAUGAUAUUGGAAUAAACGACCCGUGGUUUGAAGUAAAUGCUUAUAACCUGUAUGAUACUGAUAGGUGGAAAGACUUGAAUCCUAAAUUCGUUCUUCAAAUUUACAGAGAUGUGGUUGCCACUGGUGAUAAAAAAUUUGCACAAGCUGUCUGGCCCUCUGUUUAUGUUGCAAUGGCUUAUAUGGACCAAUUUGAUAAGGAUGGGGAUGGGAUGAUCGAAAAUGAAGGCUUCCCUGAUCAGACUUAUGAUACAUGGUCUGUCUCUGGAGUGAGUGCAUAUAGUGGUGGGCUAUGGGUGGCAGCUUUGCAGGCUGCAUCAGCCAUGGCUCGUGUAGUAGGUGACAAGGGUUCUGAGAACUAUUUCUGGCACAAGUUUCAGAAAGCAAAAGUAGUGUAUCAGAAAUUAUGGAAUGGAUCUUACUUCAACUAUGACAACAGUGACCAAAGUACAAGUUCAUCUAUACAAGCUGAUCAAUUGGCUGGACAAUGGUACUCCAGAGCAUGUGGUCUUUUGCCAAUUGUUGAUGAAAACAAGGCACGAAGUGCAUUGGAAAAGAUUUAUAAUUUCAAUGUCUUAAAGUUGAAGGAUGGGAGACGUGGAGCUGUUAAUGGGAUGCUACCUGAUGGAAAUGUUGAUAUGUCAUCAAUGCAGUCGAGAGAAAUAUGGUCCGGAGUCACUUAUGCAGUUGCUGCGACAAUGAUCCAUGAAGACCUUGGUGACAUGGCAUUUCAGACUGCUGGUGGAAUCUAUGAAGCUGCAUGGUCUGAAGGAGGACUUGGUUACUCUUUCCAAACUCCAGAAGCUUGGAACACCUAUGAUGAGUACAGAUCUUUGGGUUAUAUGCGUCCUUUAGCGAUAUGGGCAAUGCAGUGGGCAUUAACAAGACCAAAGCUUCCCAGGCAGGUUACAGAGAAGGAGGUCGAUGAAAUUUCCUCGCUUCAGCACCAUGCUGGAUUCUCAAGAGUUGCUAGCCUCCUCAAGUUGCCAGAAGAGGAAGCAUCUAGGGGUGUUAUACAGGUUUUCUAUGACUAUACUUGCAAGAUGAUGUGGAUGUGAUUUAAAUUUCAUGUAUUCACAAUCAUAUUUGAUGUUGCAUAUAGUAAUGUUGGUGUGUCAUUCAAACUAAGAUUUACAUUGAUGUUUUGCAUUAUAUGGUAAUCAAUGUCGUAUACAGCAGCAAUAUUUUUUAUAGCAUAACUAUGUUAUCUAUUUAAAUGUUAGAAAAACAAUAAAAAUUAGAUAGCCUUAAUUUGACACUUUUA
Messenger RNA from Ziziphus jujuba (common jujube), 3223 nucleotides. RefSeq lists its product as uncharacterized. Gene Ontology annotation, cellular component: membrane. The record is from RefSeq and is a predicted model, not a curated record. The coding region runs from base 174 to 3017 and encodes 947 amino acids. Gene Ontology annotation, molecular function: beta-glucosidase activity; glucosylceramidase activity. Gene Ontology annotation, biological process: carbohydrate metabolic process; glucosylceramide catabolic process. Lineage: Eukaryota; Viridiplantae; Streptophyta; Magnoliopsida; Rosales; Rhamnaceae. The transcript is spliced from 21 exons.